This is a messenger RNA of Aspergillus luchuensis, 2664 nucleotides long. RefSeq lists its product as uncharacterized. The transcript has a single exon. The record is from RefSeq and is a predicted model, not a curated record. Lineage: Eukaryota; Fungi; Ascomycota; Eurotiomycetes; Eurotiales; Aspergillaceae. Bases 1 to 2664 code for a protein of 887 amino acids.
AUGAUGUCUCCUACGGAACAAGUCCUCGUGUACGGAAGGACCUUGAACCCGGAGUACGAGUCAUUAGACAUGCUCGACUUGACUGCAGGACUGGACACCGUCUUUGCAGCUCUUAUUCUCUUCUUUUUCGUCGCCGUAAACUGGCACGCCCUCACCUCUGGCAUCUCGUUCGGGGCCAAGCUGCUUGCAGCUGUGUUCUCUCCCCUCGAAUUCCUCGUCGCGUGCGUUGACGCGUUCAAGAGAUGGAUAGUCCAGAGCCAGAUGGGUCGUCGCCUUUCCGACCUCCGUAACUGGUAUUUCCCUGCUCGUCGUCCCAUCGCCAUGAUCUCGCGGGUUUAUGUCACAAUCGUCACUUUGAUGUGGACGAGUCAAGAUCUUCUGACGCCCGGCUACCAUGUCUUGUAUGGCAUGGUUGAUGGUAUGGGAUCCGCAGGCUGGGACCACUGGGAGUACUGCCUGAACCUGGAUCGUGGUUCUCCGGCAGGCCGGUGGUCCAGCAGUCGGCGGCUCCAGGGAUUCCAUUGUGACGGAGUCGACCUCGGCGUGGAGUUGUUUUCUGUCUGGGAAGACUACAUCCCAACGUUCAGCGUUGGAGAUGAUAUUGAACACCUCCAGAUUUUCCGUUUCGUCUGUUCCGUUUUGGCCCUCGCCAGCAUUCUUGCCGGGGCUGUUAUCGCUAUCCGUCAUUCUUCUCCUGUCAAGGCCAUUGAGACGCUUUGCAGCUGGACACGUUCGAAGUCAAAGAACGGUCCUGAAGAUGAGGCACAGCACCAAGAUACAGCGUUGCUCGAGCAAGUUGGACUUCUUUCGGCCAGGAUUGGCACGUACGAAGCAAUGCUGGACGAGGUACGAGGCCAGCUGGCCGCCAAAACCGAGCAGACGAACGGAAUGGAGGUGCGCUUUGACGAACUCCGGUCGAGAAAUCAAAUGCUGGUUGCACGUUGCGAAGAGGACAAGGUUGCCCAGCAAGAGAGUCUGAUCGCCGGUCUUCGUCAAGAGCUAGAUCGGGUCAACUGUCGCCUCAUAAUGGCUAACGGAAGAGCGCGGGGGGCGCAGUACAAGUCUGACUCACGGGAGCAGACUCUCACCAACCGUGUCGCCGAGCUAGAGGAGCAGCUGGCUCGCAAGACUGAUGAAGCGAAUGCCAACUCUCGCGGCAUUAUUGAAUCGCUUCAAGCAGACCUCAACAAUCGGACCGAUGAGCUCAACGCCAUGGCGCGCCGUCUAGAAGCCGUUGAAGCUCUGGCCGAGAGGACCUGCGACAUUGAAAAGCUCCGUGUGACAGAGGAGGAGGUUCUCCGCAAGGAUGCAGAGAUCUCUAGACUCCAGGAACUACUUCUGGUUCAGGAGCAGCAGUCUUACGAGCGGGCGAGGGAACUUAGCGCCGUCGAAGACCAGCUUUCCAAGAAAGAAGUUGUGAUCCAGAACCUGGGCGUAAGAAUCCGGGCCUACGAGGCAGCACCCCAGGUGCAGGCCACGGAGCCUAACGCCGCAGAGAUCCGGUCCCUGAAAGAACAACUUCAGUUUUUCCAGGCACAGUGUCACACGCAAGCAGCACAACUCGGAGAGGCAGCAGCACAAGUGCAUGCUCUGCAGGCCAAGCUCGAAGAGUACACCGACGUGCUGGAGCGGCUCCGGAUCGCAGAGGCCCAGCACGUAAAGCUGGUGGCAGAGGGUCACGCAAAGCAAGAAGAGAUCGACUUCAUGUCGCAGAAGUACGAUAUGCUGUUUGACGAUAACUACGAGCUUCUUGAACAGCAUGAGAAGCUGAAGAGUGCGUUCAAGGGGGACGAGGCUGCCCAGGAAAUCCUGGAGCUGCGGGCCGAGAUCGAGUCUCUUAAAUCUGCGUUGGAUGGGAACAGCGCGGUCCAGGAGGCCCUGAAUCUCCGGGUGGAGGUCAACGCGGUGAAGGCGGUCGCCGAAGAGAAGGUGAGGGAAGCCGAGGCGAAGGCGACAGAAGCCGAGCAGAAGAUGAUGGAGGCUGAGGGGGUCGCGAAUUUUCUCCGGCAAGCCGACGAAGGGCAUCGCAAGACAAUGAAAAGUCUCAAAGACGCCUACGAUAAGGAGGUGGAGAGAUACGAUGACGAGGUCGCGGCGGAACGUGCGGCUGCCGAGGAGGCUCGGAAGCAGGUGAAGGGCCUGCAGGAGGAACUCAAGGAGAUGUCGCGGCAAGUCGGCAUCGCCUCCAGGGAUGCUCAGCGUUUCCGGGAGCAGAAGGAGGGUACCGAGGCGGAGAGGGACAAGCUCACGGGCGUCAAUGACGUCCUUGAGCACCGUCUGAAGUUUUGGGAGAACAGCGAGAGUAUGCAAACGAUCCCCAAGCGCCGUACGGGCGACUUGGGGUCUCUUGCGACGGCUCUGGACGAGGCCAGGGUCGAAAUCUCCAGGCAGCAGACCGAAAUCAACGAUCUGCGUGCCAAACUCCAAGCUCAGACGGAGUCCGCCGCCUCAGCCGCUUCUGCUCCCUCCGACCAGGCCCUUCAAGACAGCGUCAACCGUUUGCGACAAGCCAUGGAGGUCGAGAAAAGACAGCGAACCGAGGACCAGGUUCGCUGGGGCCGGCAGGUCCAAGAGUUGCAGCAGGAAAACCAGCGGCUGCGGGUUUCCAUCUCCAGCGCCGGCCUGGGUCGCGGCCGCGGUCGUGGCCGAGGCCGAGGGGGUUGA